Symbiodinium sp. CCMP2456 is the source of this 1263-nucleotide messenger RNA. The record is from the annotation of a GenBank genome assembly. NCBI's taxonomy places the organism in Eukaryota, Dinophyceae, Suessiales, Symbiodiniaceae.
AUGACUUAUGCUGACAUGGAUGACAGUUCCUCAGCCGCCGACUCGGACGACUCUUUCAUUGGUGACGGUCACGCUGCAGAGAAGCAUGAGCCUUAUGAGAGGUUGGUUUUCCUUGUCUUCAUCGGGUAUGUAGUCUUGCAGGCCGCUGAUCGCGUCUUCAUGAAGAGGGUGACCAACUCAAUGCACGAUCCCACAUACAAUCUGAUGUUGUGGAACAUCAUCUGGCCAGUGACUACGCAGUUUUUCAACUUGGCAUACAUGUUGCCGUAUAUCUGGCUCAUGAGGCGGGCGGGCCACAAGGGGUACACGAGGCGUUUCCUAUGUCCGGGUAAUCCAACAGCAACUUCCGGAGGCCCGAUCCCGGUGUGGCAGCUUGGCCUUUUCUCUUUGGGGGACCAGAUUUGCACGUGCAUGCAGGGACCCUCCGUGGCUUUCAUAUCACAAACCAUGAUGACGGUCAUGUCUAACACUCUUAUCAUCUUUAUGGCCGCACUUUCUGCAGCUUUUCUGGGUACGCGAUAUAGGCCGGUCCACUACGCUAGCGGCCUCUUAGUCGUGGUGUCGGUACUUGUGGAUUUGUCGAACAAGCUGUCAGACAAUGAUUGCUCACCAGCAGGGACGCAAGAGAACAAGUGCCUGUACGCAUACAAAGGAGCUCAUGGCAUGUAUUAUCAGCUGUCGGCCGGGGAAAUGCUUCUGUGGUACGGCAUGUUCUUGCUCUCAAUUCUCCCCCUUGCCGCAAGCAGUGUCUACAAGCAGUAUGUGCUCCAGGGUCGUGAUGUGGAGGUCGUCUAUGCGACAUGGUGGUCGGGAGUUUUCCAAGUGCUGUGGGGAAUCUUGUGUGUCCCAUUGUUUUGGAUCAAGUUGCCUGGGCAGGAGCAGCUACCUCCGGGACAGACAUUCCAAGCUCUUCUCGACACAUGCUCUUGCAUGCUUGGCAAUGUGCCACAUCCCGGCGACGAAGCCUGUGCAUCCAAUCCAUCGCCAGUCUUCUGGUAUGUCAUCUACCUAGCCUUCAAUGUCAGUUGGGUUGUGCUCCGGAUAUGCCUUAUAAAAUAUCUCUCGGCGGUGUGGACCACAGUUGCGACAGUGCUCUGCAUGGACCUCACCAAUGUCUUCGGCAUGAUCCCCUUCUUGGCAGGAGGUGGGGCGCAGAUCAUGUCGCUGAACGAUUGGCUUGCCAGUGUGCUCGCAUCCAUUGCACUCUGGGUUUACAGCAUGGAGCCCGAGAUCCGAAAGAAGAGCAAGGCCAUGGCCGACUAA